Trachemys scripta elegans is the source of this 2767-nucleotide messenger RNA. It is a transcript of the gene ANKRD45, whose product is annotated as ankyrin repeat domain 45. The transcript has 6 exons. Gene Ontology annotation, molecular function: protein binding. Lineage: Eukaryota; Metazoa; Chordata; Testudines; Emydidae. Bases 127 to 909 code for a protein of 260 amino acids. The record is from RefSeq and is a predicted model, not a curated record.
CUUUUCUUCUUAAAUGUUUGUGAAAAUGGCACUUUCCCACGGGCUGGAGAGAGAAGUAGCCUCACAGUAAGAAUGUAUUUGCCCUCUCAUGAGAAAACAGAAACAAAAUGGUUCCUGUCAGCUUAAAUGACGUUGGGCCUGAUGCAAUUUCCAGACAUUGCUCUAGAGACAAUGGAGCUAGUAGAAGCAACACAGCCAGCAGAUACAGGGGAGCCUAAGGAGCCAGAGUAUUCUAACCCUCUCCUGAGGCCUGCUCUCACUGGAGAUGUGGAGGGUGUGCAGCAGAUUUUUGCCGACCCAGAAGACCCUGAUGGUGAAAAGGCCAUGCAACUUCUCAUGGAAAAGGACAUCGUAGGGAGAGACCUACUAUAUACAACCAGCAUGGCCGGACAGAGUGCAGUCAUCAGAGCACUGGCAAAAUACGGAGUGGUCAUGAAGGAUAAAACAGCCAGAGGUUACACACUCCUCCACUGUGCUGCGGCCUGGGGCCAGCUGGAGACUUUGAAAACUCUGGUAGAACUGGAAGCUGAUAUUCUAGCGACGAACUUCCGGGGUGAAAAGGCCCGAGAUAUAGCCAACCGUUAUGCACAGACAGACUGCAUCGAAUUCCUGGACUGGGCAGAAGCUAAGCAAGCUCUGCGGACGUUCAUCGCCCACAUCCAGGCAACGAUUGCAGACCCAGAGAAGGUGCAGGGAAGGCUGAACAAGGAAGACAAGAACAUGUCUCUCAGCGCCUGUCGUGUAAAAUGUGAUUGGCUUGAGAACGCCAAGGAGCCCACCAGACAAGAUUUCCUGGAUCAGAAGCAGCAGCUGGAAGAUAUCAUGCUUCCCAUCUUCACAAAGCUGGCCACGCCCCGUCCUCCAACAGCUAAGAGCACCAGGUCAGCGCUGAACUGCAGCAAAAUCUGAAGCUUCAUUUCCACAGCUCCUGCCUGUCUCAGGUCUUAUAUUUUUUUAAGCCUUACACAUAUAUAGUCAUUAAUCUGAACGUACAGCCCUAGAGCCAAACUUUGGGAGAGGCUGGGUCCACAUGCAGACCCAGCAGCAUGGACCCAUCUGUGAUCAGUUUCUAAACGCCAAGAUAGCAAGGUUGUUUUGCGGUUCGUGAAAGGUCAGAUGAGGUGCUGACUACCUUAUGUUACCUGGAUCAGUGGCACUUUCAAUUCAGUUCAACGAGACUUUAUUGGCAUGACAAGAUUUACAAGUGUUGCCAAAGUGUAAGAAAGGGACAGACCCCUUAGACCUCUGUCAGAGGCAGGGAUGACCCACUCAGGCUGAGAUUAGACACAGUCUUUGGGGUUAGAUCUCCUGUAGCUACGUGGCCCUUUGUGAUCCAGAGGCUGGUUGUUUCAGCACCUCAGUAAUUUAGAGGCUGAUUUUGAGGUGCUGAGCACCUGCAACUCCCAGUGACGCUAAUAAGGGGCAGCCCUUCUCAGGGUCAGGGUCUUCAUUAUAGUGUUUUUUUGCACCGCAAAUCUACUACUUGCACAUCUGCAUGAGAUCACCAGCUCCUGCUCACCCUGAACUUUCUACUUUAAAAAAAUCAGCCUGAUCUUGCGGUACCUCUUUGAUGCUUUCCCAGGUGUAGCUGUUGUCCCAGAUGGCAGAAAACCUACUGAGAAUCAUGCCUCCUGAAACAGGAAGGACAAAGCACAGCUGGGCUGUCAGGCUCACUCUCCCACUUCAGUUAUUACUAUAGGGACUGUAGUCAUGUGAGGUGCUUUACAAACAGAGAAGGCAAAGGCCCUGUCCUGGGGAGUUUGCAAUCUAAAAAUAGCGAAGUCUCUCACCCGUCCCUCCCUUGAAUCAACGGGUGCAGUUUAAAAUCACCCAGCCGAGCACAUGCUGGAGGCUGCGCUCUGGCUGUCCUUAGCGGAGCUUCUGGGGUUUUUUCCAUGCUGGUUUAAACCUCAGUUUCUUUCUCGUUUGGGUCACGGCCAUUCUGUGACUGGGACAAGGACUCGGCCUACAUGUGCUCAUUGUGUUCUGGACCAAGCAUGGGUGGUCCCCAAGGGUUAUGCUGAGGCAUCUUUCCCCAUCUGGAAUUGCCUGGGUGCCAGAGCCUCUGUGACUUGCCUCCCAUUCUGUAGUGUUACGUGCUGCCCACAAGCAAGGUGCUUACAAGCGGCUUUCAGCCAGGAUCCAUCGGAAUGAAUUCCAUCCGUUCACCUGGCUAGUGGAGCCAGCACAUGGCUGCUCAGAUAAUCUCCUUGAUUAUGCAAAAAAUUAAUCAAAUAGCAUAAAAACUCCUCAGCCAUCCAGCGUGACUCAUUGCCAUGGCAGCAGGCAGAAAGCCAGUUUGCACCAAACAUGCUGUAAAAUUAGUCAAAUCCACUGCGGUAGGAGCCGUUGCUUUUGAUUACUUAGCUGUCCCAUGCAUGCACCCUUUGGCUGAGCUCUGCCUAGGUCCUAAGACAAGCCAGUGGGUAGGUCAGAGAAUAGCUCUGUUUGGCCCUUCUGUUGCCAUAGGCACCUUAUAAAAUGCCCUCUUUAAAAAGUGUACCUGUCCGUUCACUCCAGGUGAAGUUCAGCCUAUGCGGAUAGCCACUGCAAAGCACAUGCCUCAUUUAAACCUGACUUAGAAGGUUUAAGUGGAGCAUAGACCUCGCGCUGGCUCUCUGCAUGAGGGGAGGAGAAUGUCACAAAGAGCUGACACAUUGCUAAGCUAAUGACCCUCAAGGCGUCAUUGUAAAGGACUUGCUGAGGGGGGCCCCUGUGAGUGACACUAACUAAGGGCAUGGCUACACUUGCAGAUGUAGAGCACUUU